CAGCAGAAGGAAGUGCGUUUCAUAGGUUUAACGUUCGCUGUGGUUGGCUUCAGAUUUUCGUGACUGUUAGCGAACCGGUUCUGUGAAGUUGGUUGUACAUAUUUUGGCAGAGUACCAUGCGGCUUAUGUAAUACAGUUUAGUGUGGAAAAUUUUCCAGAUUCAGAAGACACAUACAAAGGGAUGUUUGAAAAACUAGUGGAUUUUGAUUGUGGCUGUGAAAAAGUGUAACACUGAAAAUGCGUGAUAAUUUCAUGCUGUUGAUGGGGACGGCGUGUGCCCUCAUCUGUCUGCAAGCUGUGCGGUCGGAUUUGAACGAGGUGGAUGAUGUUGACUACGACGAGGAAGGAUUUUGGAUCGGUCAUGGACUGGGAAGCAGGAAAGAUGGUGAUGAAAUUCUCAAGGUGAUGUACAAGUCGGUUGGUCCAUUCAGUGAGCCUCAGAACGUGACAGUGGUGGAGAAAUUUAGCGCUGGCGAAGGCGAGAGCAUUACUUUUACACAGUUUAAUUCAUCAAAGGUGCUCACGUAUUUCCGAGAAAUGGUUCUGGACUUCAACCCAAAGAAUUUCUACAUCAAACUAAACCUGUACAAUAUUACGAAACUAAGGCUGCAAAGAACAGUGUACGGUUACAGAUCAAAUUCCGUCAAGAGGCGAAAUGCACUUUAGCUCGUCGUUUCAGCUUUUACUGAUUUGUAGAGUAACAAGUUAAUAGAAUAGUACGACGAUUGUAAAUUUACUUCUAUUGAUAUCUUUAUAAUUUUAAGUAAUUACUCCAUAGAGUUAACCGUUUUUGAAAAACGUUCACCACACUAGACCUAAAAUACCAAAAACGAUUUACUUUUUGAACUGUUGCUAGUAUAAACUAUGUUUGUAUUCUGCAAAAAUACUACAACUCUACAGUAUUUCAUAAUAUUUACAUGAACCAUAAAUGACAGUUUCACUGUACAAAAUGAAUCACUAGUUUAUCUAGCAGGAAAAUAUACCUCACGUUGAGCAUCCCUACUCUAAAUGGAUUAUCCAGUCAGAGACGAUAAUUGAUAUCCACUAUUGAAAUUAUGUCGUGUAAACACUCGAAAAGACCGUUGAUAUCAACCGUGACAAAUCCUAUUGACUGUAUUAGUUAUGAAAAUAAGCCAGCACAGACAAUGCCGAUUAUGUCAAUCAAUUGCUAAUGACUCCACACAAUAAGCUAGCCGACUAAAUAUCAUAUCAUACACAUGGAGUGCAUUGAUAGCCAAUUACCCAAGUGGAUGACAAUUGACGAGCAUGUACGUUCGAUGGAAAGGUGCUAAGUUCCAAUGCAAAUAUGAUACCCACCAACCGACUCCACACCGACAUUUAAUUGUAAGCGUCCUCAUUCAUCUGCACCUCCCAUAUCGAUGAGUGUAUGAUGGUCGAGCCGGAUAUCACUUUAACGGCGUUCAUUAUUGUCAACACACGAUGGAUAUGAUUAUGCAAAACUUAGUUUUAUUUUUUUCGUAAUGUCAUCGAGUAUGUAGCAAUCCACUAGACAUAUAAAAACCAGAAAAGUGAAAGAUGCAAAUAUAUGUAUUAUCAUUGACGAGCGAUUAUGUGGCGAA
This is a messenger RNA of Aedes aegypti (yellow fever mosquito), 1580 nucleotides long. RefSeq lists its product as uncharacterized. The transcript has 4 exons. The record is from RefSeq and is a predicted model, not a curated record. The coding region runs from base 238 to 666 and encodes 142 amino acids. NCBI's taxonomy places the organism in Eukaryota, Metazoa, Arthropoda, Insecta, Diptera, Culicidae.